AGCCUGUCACCCACCCCUUCUUCCCCGAGCCAGGGGGCCAGGCCCAAAGGCCAGGGAGGUCUGUGGAGAGGACUCAACACGUUCAAACAAGGCCGUGUUUUGCAAUUGCAUUUGCAAAGCAAAUGCAAGGAGUUUGCAAUCUUUCCUCCUCAAAUACCAGCCAGGGGGGAGUCUACCCAUGGACCCAACCCAGAGCAACGCCCAAGCCUUGAGGAGAAAGAGCUGAGGACACAGGGGGAGGGCUGGAAAAGUCUUCCAACUUUUCCUUCCCCACCCCAGCUCCAACAGCUCAAUCCAGAGCCUCCGAAUCCGGCUAUACUCCAACAACUCAAUGUUUGCCCUUGAAUCCAGCUGUUGAUGGGUCCUUGAAACAAAUGGAAAUGUCCAGAGGUUCUCCUAAAAUAAUCCGAGGUGUUUGCAAACUCCUUACAUGGCCGGGGAAACUUGUUGCUGGGGGAAAAAAGCCAGAAAUUUGGGCAAAAACUAAACACUGAGUUGUGGGUGGGGGUUUUUUUUUGGUUUGGGGGGGGCAUUUACCAUCCCAAAACCGCAAGGUUUCCAAGCUGGAAGCAGGCCCUGCAGAGUCGGCCUAUGGAAGGGGACGUGGAGAAUUGUGGGUGGAGAAACACAACCCAGAUUCUGGAGAUGAAGGAGCAGGGGGUGGGUCCUGAAAUCCAGGGUUUUUAAUCAGUGCAGGGAAGAAAAGAAUUUACCGGUGUUGAUGUCUGGCAGAGGAGCAAGUACGGAGAACUGAAGAGAUGUCCGGAGGUGAUGGCAGCCACUGAGAAGACCUGGGCUCCCAGCUCCAGCAUGAUCAGAGCACCAGACUCACUGCUCCCUGCCAGGACCUGACCCUCAGGAAUGAAGCUGGCCGCUAUCCUGAUGCUACAGGCCGUGGCCGUGGCCGUGGCUCAGCACUGCCUCAGCCCCUCGCACUGCUGCGGCCAAGCCGAGGUGGAUGGGGCAGGUGCCCAGCUCAGCUACGGGCAGCCCCGGGCCCUGCGGCCCCUGUCCUGCAAUGUCUCAACUACUCCUGGCCCAGGGCUCAGGUUACCGGGUCCCUGCCAUGCCAACCCCAACGGCCCCCUCAACGCACGGGCCAUCGCCCCCUGGGACUUCUGGGAGGACUGUGACCCCGCACGCUUCCCCCAGCGCCUGCUGCAGGCGCGCUGCCGCUGUCGCCACUGCGUCUCGCUGCGGAAGCCCCAGCGCCAGGACCUGGGGGGCAACUCCAUGCCUGUGAACGUCAACCUCACCGUCUACUACAGACAGCCCUGCCCCGGCCGCACUGGCGCCUUCUACCUCGAGCCGCGGCCCUACCAGGUGGUCGUGGCCUGCGUCUGCCUCCUGGCCAGAUGAGCCCCCCGGGCAGGGGACAGGAUCAGGACCC
Molecule: messenger RNA, 1390 nt
Organism: Alligator sinensis (Chinese alligator)
Lineage: Eukaryota; Metazoa; Chordata; Crocodylia; Alligatoridae
Gene: IL25
Product: interleukin 25
Exons: 4
Coding region: 862-1359 (165 amino acids)
Cellular component (GO): extracellular region
Molecular function (GO): cytokine activity
Source: RefSeq, a predicted model, not a curated record